Colletotrichum destructivum is the source of this 2986-nucleotide messenger RNA. Its product is annotated as Putative ferric reductase transmembrane component-like domain-containing protein. Gene Ontology annotation, molecular function: ferric-chelate reductase activity. The transcript is spliced from 2 exons. NCBI's taxonomy places the organism in Eukaryota, Fungi, Ascomycota, Sordariomycetes, Glomerellales, Glomerellaceae. Bases 327 to 2639 code for a protein of 770 amino acids. Gene Ontology annotation, biological process: intracellular iron ion homeostasis; iron ion transport; copper ion import. The record is from RefSeq and is a predicted model, not a curated record. Gene Ontology annotation, cellular component: plasma membrane.
CAAGCCAAGACGCCAAGAGAGAGAGAAUGAGCAAGAUAUCUGCGCCGCCGAGUCGGUUUCUUCAGUACCACACACAAAACAUCAUGACAGGGGACAAAGUAAGAGUCUCGUUUGAUAUGUACAGGUUGGGUUACGGUGAAAAAUACGUCCGUGUUAGAAGAAAGUCCCGCUCAGAGAUUCGGCCUAGGAAACCGAAAUGUGAUGAGACGGUAUAUUAAAGAUGCGUUGCAGCCGCGCGCUGCUUCCCAUCUGGAAUACGACCUCGAGAGGACCGACUAAAGCCAUCGUCCAAGCAGCACCAGUUUCGGUUUCCCAACAACUGCACAAUGCUGUCGCAGAAUGGCGUUCUGCUCCUCGGCGUCCUCGCCAGCCUGCCGCUCCCUGCGGUGCUGGCCGACGGACGAGGACUGAUCGGAUGGGGCAAGACCAUGUACCAUCCACCCUGUGCCUUCGCCUGUCGAGGAGUCAUCAAAGGAUGUCCGCUCCUCUGUACACCAACACACGGCGGCGAGGUCCACGGCUCGGGCCACUCAACCACGACGACGCCGCCAGAAUGCUACACCAGCGACGACGCCUUCCUCCGCACCAUGGCACUCUGCCUCGAUACCUACUGUCCGCUGUCCGACAACGCGCCCAGGAGCCUGCUCGAGGACUACUGGGCUGCCCACCUCGCGACCGGCACCGUGGGCGACUACCAGUGGAAGCCCGUGGUGUCAUACUCGGAAGCUCUGGUUGCGGCGCGGGCGGACGAGGCGCGGGUCUCGGAAGGCCACGGGACCAACGCCACCAACACCGACGCCCACGGCGGACAUGGGAAGAUCAAGGCCAGGCACGAUCACGGCGGCGGAUCUGACGACUCGGGAACCGGCACCCUGGGCACACACAGCGCGCUGCCGACCAUCAAGGCUAAGCAGCCCCUGAACGUAACCAGUUUUGUCGCCGAGGCCGACUGGCAGAAGCAGUACAACGGCAUGACGUCGUUCGAAAUCAACGAGACUGGCCAUGCCACGUACACGAUCAUAGUAACGCUCGUUGCGCUCUUCCUCCCUGUCGUACUCGCCUUCGCCCGUUUCGUGCCCGGUAUCACUCGAAGCCGAACGUGGACGUGGCUCAACUCAACCAUCAUUCACCCUGCCGUCUGGGGUACGAAGCACCGCGAACCGGUAGCCAUCAAAGCCGGCGGCGGAAUCGUCCCGACCCGAGGUCAAGCUCUGUACAUCGCCGUCAUCAGCUUUCUGAACGUCAUAUUCCUCCUGGCCCCGUACCACAUGAUCCAACCGCAGUCCUCUUUCGCCACGAGCCAGCAGCAGGAGAUCAGCGUCAUCGGCAACCGGGCGGGAAACCUGGCCCUCGGCAACAUGGUCGCUCUGUUCUUCUUCUCGGCAAGAAACAACCCGCUGCUCGUGCUCAGCGACUGGAGCCACGGCACCUUUCUGCUACUGCACCGCUGGCUGGGCUACUGGACCAUCCUCCACACCGUCCUCCACUCCAUCAUGCUUCUUGUCUACUACAAAAUGUUUGGGGAUUACGCCGCUGAGGAGGCCAAACUAUACUGGAUCUGGGGCAUCGUCGGCACAGUGGCGGCGGUUUUGAUCUGGCCUGCCUCCCUGCUCGUGGUCCGCCAGAAGGCCUAUGAGCUUUUCCUCUCCCUACACCACUUGCUCGUCGCCCUCUUCCUCAUCGGCUUCUACUACCACAUCUGGUAUUGCUACACGUACAACUGGGGCUACGAGAUCUGGGCUUUCGUCGCGAUUGCCGUCUGGGGCCUCGACCGCAUCUGGAGACUGGUGCGCAUGGUCCUCAACGGCGUUCGCACUGCCAUCGUGACGCCGGUAGAGGGGUCCGACGGGGACUAUUUGCGGAUCGAGAUCGAGAACGUGCAUGCCCAUGGCGUCGUGUACCUUUGCUUUCCUACCCUUGGCUGGAGAUUCUGGGAGAAUCAUCCCUUCUCCGUUGCUUCUUCGUUUGCGGGAGGCCAUACCCAACCGCCAACCACCUCCAUCAGCACCUCGGUUUCCCACGACGAUCCCGAGAAGUCGGCCGCAGACUCGCCAUUCGAUAUACGAACCGACGCUAAGACCCAUACUAUCGCAAUGGGAAGCAACAAGGUGCCGGGUCCCCGAGCAACCUUCAUCGCUCGGACACUCACGGGAAUGACCGCAAAGCUGAGUGCCAAGUUGACAGCGACCGGCGGCGGUCCGCUUCGCAUCCCGGUUCUGGUAGAAGGCUCGUACCACUCCAACGCCACGGCGAAGCUGUCACACUGCACCUCGCUGCUCUGUAUCGCCGGUGGCGUCGGCGUCACCGCCGUGUUGCCGAUUGCGCGCUCCUUCGAGGCCCCUCGUCGGUCCCGUCUCGUGUGGGGUGUCCGUCACGAAACCCUGGUCGCGGCGUUGGAGCCCGAGAUGGGCCAGCUUCCGAAACACGUGGGUCUCAGCAUCAAGAUUGGCGAGCGCAUCAACAUCGACGCCGUCCUUCGCGAAGAGCUGGCAAGGGACGGCGAGAGCGGUCCCGUCGGCAUUGUCGUCUGCGGUCCGCCGAGCAUGACAGACGAGGUGCGGUCAAGGUUAUCGGAGUUGGGGAGGACGGAAGGAGCAAGGAAGGCGUUUGUGCUUGUGGACGAGGCAUUCAGCUGGUAGUGACACGGAUGGUUAGUCUGUGGUACGUUGGCAUAACUCGUAUAGAAACCAGAACUGUAGAAAUAAUCAGUCAUCACCAACACGUAUCGCUCCCCCCUCUCCCGUUGUUCAAUCAGAUAUAAUACAACAAUCACCCCUUUGCACAAUACUGUGCAAAGUUGUCCACAAACUAGGCGCACUGAGUCUAGCUCGUCCUAGUCCCUCUCUCCCUCCCCCCCCCUCUCUCUCUCUACGAACCAGUUCCAUCACAUAAGUCUCUUCUUGCCCUGUAGUGUUGCAGAAGAGACGUGCUCAUCGUCACAAGGCCACAAACCACCGACUCUCUACUUGGUCAACCUGUUCCGCUU